UCGAAGCAUCGUCUAGAUGCGCACUCGUCCUUCGAUAGUUAUGGUCAGCUGUGUUUCGUUAGACUGUAUAGAGAAAUGCUCUUUAGGCAUUUAAGUUCGGCUGUCGAAAUAACUUACAGACAGCAACAUGUACUUUUACGGUUUCGAAAUAACGUAGACGUUUAAUAUGCGUGCGGUUGCUUGUCCACGGUGAAGUUCUGGCGAGAGCGGUGGCUCGGUGGAAUCAUGGCGUCGGUGGCGGGCUCGCAAGAACAGCCGCCCGCCGCGCACGGCCAUAGCUUCUGCAAGAAGACCUUCCAUAAACCCACCUACUGUCAUCAUUGCAGCGAUAUGCUGUGGGGCCUUAUACAACAGGGCUUCAUAUGCGAAGUUUGCAACUUCGUUGUACAUGAUCGUUGCUUGAAGACUGUAGUAUCUCCGUGUUCCAGCGUUGCCGCCAGUCAAAUUAGGAAUCCCGUUGCCCACUGCUGGUCCGAAUCAUUUCAUCAUAAAAGAAAAUUUUGCAACGUUUGCCGGAAGAGGUUGGACGAUUCGGAAUCGAUCCAUUGCGAAAUUUGCGAAUAUUUCGUACACGUGGAAUGUCAGGAUUUCGCGGUGGCCGAUUGUAAGGAGAACGCGACUUAUCUUCCUGGUAAGCAGUUGGUGUACGUCCGCCAUCAACAUCAUUGGCGGGAGGGGAACCUACCCAGCAACUCUAAAUGCGCCCUCUGCAAAAAAACUUGUUGGACUACGGAAUGUUUGUCCGGAUAUAGAUGCGAAUGGUGUGGAAUGACGUGCCACGCUGCCUGUCACGUAAGCAUAAAUAACGAAUGCACCUUCGGAAUAUUGGAACCGAUUUAUCUACCACCACAUGCCGUCAGUAUACCAAGAACUGAAGUGCCCAUGGAGGCUAUAAUUGGAGUACAAGUCAGAAGAAAGGACACCCUGUCUCUCGUCAGUACGGAAACAGUGAGGCGGAGCGCCUCUUUGACGAGUAUGUUUAAGAGGCUUUCUGUUGUUUUGCCCCAUUCUUGUCAGGGCAAGUGCCAGCAGAAUUUGUCGCCCCAAUUCGACAGAGCGAGGAGUACUUCUGAGGAAUUUAGUAGUGGGGAUACAGGAAAAUACAGGGAUUCCGAAGAUUCUCAUGCGUCGGCGCGACAGGAUAAACAAAACAAAAAUCAAGAAGAAAGAGACGAAGAGGCAAUCAAAGUAUACGACGGCAACAAUUCGUUACGUCGCAGAAUAUACAGAAUAAUCGUCGUACCGAGACAGGCGUCGUUGAAACAGGUUUUGACGUUGGCCUUAAGGGCGUUUCACAUAACCAAAGAUCCGAAUUCGUUUCAUUUGACGGACCUCUAUUCGCCGGACGAGGCCGUUUUACAAGAUCCGACUCCGGUAUUAACCCUAAACAGAAAAGAGGGUAAAAGACCGGCGGUUUUCCUCCGUUUCAAAGACAGGGACAACGAUUCCGGCGAGGUUCGAGUCUACCCCGGCAAAUUGCAGGUAUCGCAGGCAUGCUGCACCGUGCCCGUCGAUUCCAAUACGACCGUCGGCGGUCUAAUAAGCGACGCCCUCAAGAAAUUCUCCCUCGAAGACGGCAACGCGGAGAGUUACCGCUGCAGCGAGGUGUUGCUCGACAGAGGCGUUACGGAACGCGUGCUGUCAUGGAACGAACGGCCCUGGGAAAUAAUGAAACAACUCGGCAAAGACAGUAUACGCCAGAUGGAGUUGAUGAGGUUCUAUUUGCAAUUGAAACAAGACCCGCACGGACCGAAUUUGGCGUUGUUCGUCGGUAAUUUGCCGCCGAAUUUGUCCGAACGCAAUUACGAGAACAUCCUGACGGAUUUUUUGGGGAAAGAAAACAAAUUUUCCAAAAUCGGUCCGAUUUAUUACGAAUACGGCUCGAUGGUGAUAACGUACGAGGAUUCGGAGAAGGCCGUAAGGGCCCUGUACAUUUUGAGGGAGUCCAAGUACGAGGAUAAACAACCUUUGUUGGUUAUGCUAUUACCGAACAUCGAACCAUCGAUGAUCCCCCAGGGGGUGCAACCGCUUCUGGUAUUCGUAAACGUCAAAUCGGGCGGUUGCCAAGGUCUGGAAUUGAUAUCGAGUUUCAGGAAAUUGUUGAACCCCUAUCAGGUGUUCGAUCUGGAUAACGGCGGUCCGUUACCGGGUCUCUACGUAUUCAGGAACAUCCAGAAUUACAAAAUACUCGUUUGCGGCGGGGACGGUACCAUCGGUUGGGUGCUGCAAUGUCUCGAUAACGUCGGACAGGAUUCUCAAUGUUCGAAUCCCGCAUGCGCAAUAGUACCGUUAGGAACCGGUAACGAUCUGGCGCGCGUCCUGCGAUGGGGUCCCGGUUACACCGGCGGCGAGGAUCCCCUCAAUCUGCUAAGGGACGUUAUCGACGCCGAAGAGAUACGUUUGGAUCGUUGGACGGUGGUUUUCCAUCCGGAAGAUAAGCCCGACGAUAACGUUAAUAAACAGAGCAAUUCCACUGGUAAGGAGAAGCGAAAACUGUCCAAAAUCAAAGUUACCAAUGAGCAAAUUAGAAGAGCAGUGGUGGCGAGUUCGACUAGCGAAGACAAGGCGCAGAUAUUCGUGAUGAACAAUUAUUUCGGUAUCGGCAUCGACGCCGAUUUAUGUUUGGAUUUCCAUAACGCCCGCGAGGAAAAUCCCGGGAAAUUCAUCAGCAGGUUACACAAUAAGAGCGUCUACGUCCGAAUGGGGUUGAGAAAAAUGGUCGGGCCGAAGAUGUGCAAGGAUCUACAUAAGGAAGUCAGAUUGGAGGUCGACGGAAAAUUGGUGGAACUCCCCCAAGUCGAGGGCAUUAUAAUAUUGAAUAUUCUGAGUUGGGGAUCCGGCGCUAAUCCUUGGGGACCCGAAAAGGACGAUCAAUUUUCGAAACCGAACCAUUGGGACGGUAUGCUGGAAGUCGUAGGGGUGACCGGGGUAGUCCAUUUAGGUCAGAUUCAAUCCGGUCUGCGAUCCGCCAUGAGAAUCGCUCAGGGUGGACACAUUAAAAUUCAUUUGAGUUCCGACAUACCGGUUCAAGUGGACGGCGAACCGUGGGUGCAAAGUCCUUGCGACGUCGUGGUACUCAAAUCGGCUCUCAAGGCGACAAUGUUGAAGAAAAACAAAUUCAAACGUCGACCUACCGAACCGAAUAUACUGCCCGCCAACGGGGAGGGGGGAAAAAGCACAGACGAAUAGAGAGAGAGAGAAAAAAAACAUUUAUUAUUAUUUUAUAAUUUUUUUUUCGAUAUUUUUAUAUAUUUUUUCGUUUGUGGCUUUCCCCCGUAACCAGGCGACGAUGCUGAAGAAGAUGAAGGGUAAAAUGAAACGUCGCAACACCGAACCCACCAUGCUGAUAUCGCCCGGCGUACAAUUGGCGACGUUGCCGACGUCCAACGACGGCGAAUCGCCCACCGAACCGAUAAAUUCAAAUUUUUGAAUCGGUUAUUUUCUUCUUCUUUUUUCUUUUAACAUUUGUUUUUCUAUUUUCGGAUCGGUCCGGUCGCGCGGUGAGGCUACGAACUACUUUCGUGUAGAGGAGUGUGCGCGUGGAGUAGCGACCGGCGUUUGUCGUUAAAUUCGAUGGUGUUCGUUUUCUCUAGCCAGGAAGUGACUAACGAACGCCGCUGUCAAUCUGUCGGGGGUAUGUAGGGCUCAAUUCUUCGGAGACGCUGCUGCCUGGGGCCUCGAAGUCUAAGAAGAAAAUACUUUCGACAGAUUUUCACGAUGGUUUUCUUAUUUUCCUUUUCUUUUUCCUGUUUAAGCUGAGAUAUAUAUAUUUUGAAUCGAUGUGCUAUGUAUUAAUUUGAAAAUUAAUGAAAAGAAUCCAAAAAAAAAAAAUGGGAGUAAAUUUAGAUGACCGCCAAAAUGGAAAUAAUAAUAAUAAUAAUUUAAAAAAAAAGUCAUUUAAUUUGUGUUUCAUCGAAGGAAACGAUCUAAUAUCGAAAAAAAAAUGAAAAAUAUUAAAUUGUUUCUGAGGUUAUGAAAUGUAUGUAUAUGUGAUUAAAUAGAUAUACGAGGAAAAUUCAAAAUAUAGAUGAAUACAUCAAA
Diorhabda carinulata is the source of this 4041-nucleotide messenger RNA. RefSeq names its product diacylglycerol kinase theta. The coding region runs from base 226 to 3189 and encodes 987 amino acids. The transcript has 16 exons. Gene Ontology annotation, molecular function: ATP-dependent diacylglycerol kinase activity; RNA binding. Gene Ontology annotation, biological process: intracellular signal transduction; diacylglycerol metabolic process; lipid phosphorylation. NCBI's taxonomy places the organism in Eukaryota, Metazoa, Arthropoda, Insecta, Coleoptera, Chrysomelidae. The record is from RefSeq and is a predicted model, not a curated record.